AUGUCUGAUGGUAAUACCUAUACAGCUGCUAGAGGAGGAGUGGGCGGGGCUGGUAACACCUCUUAUGCCACACCUACUAAUACAGUCCCAUACCAGUACACUGAAGGUACUGAUGGAGAUGAACUGAUCAUUGAACUGGAAUUAAAGACAAUAGCUGACAUUGGACUGGUUGGGUUCCCUAAUGCUGGUAAAUCAACUCUCCUUCGUGUGUUAUCUCGGGCUAAAUCCAAAGUAGCUGACUAUGCAUUUACAACCCUCAACCCUCACAUUGGGAUAAUGGACUGGAACCAGUAUGAGGAACAGAUAGCCAUUGCUGAUAUUCCUGGGUUGUUACCAGGUGCUCAUCGUAACUAUGGACUAGGCCACGCCUUCCUCCGACACAUUGAGAGGUGCAGUAUACUAGUCAUUGUACUGAAUGUAAGAGAGAAAGAGCCAGGAGAGACUGACAACCAUUUACAAUCACAAAACAAUAAAGAAGAAAGAAAUCUUGAAGGAGCUUCUAUUAAUGUAGAAAGAAGUGAGUUAGAAACUGCAACAACUACUGAACCAGUUAAUAGCAGACAUAACUCACCCUCACUGUAUGGUAAAGGGAAGCUGAAUGCUAAUGAAGUACUACCAUUGGCAGCUCAGUAUCAGAUACUGCAGGAUGAACUAGAGCUGUAUAAAGAAGGAUUGGUGAAUAAAGUGAAGCUGGUAGUUAUUAAUAAGGUUGACCUGGAGGGAGGGGAGAAGAGUGUGCUGGAGUUUAUUAAUGAUAGUCCUGGACUGGGUCUACCUCUGGAACGCAAGAAUGUUGUGCAUUUGGAGGAGUGCCGUAGGAUUGGGGUCAUCUUUCAGCCUCUAGCCGUGGAGUCUCUGGGAGGUUGGAGUAAGGCAGCCGUUUCUGUGCUCCGCACCAUCAGUGGUCAUCUAGCCUCUCGCCGGGGGCUAGAUCAGCUGGAGGUGUCCCUACAUCUUUUCCAGAGACUUUCGGUUGCACUGUGGCGUGCUAAUGCUCACAUGUGGUUGAGCCGCUCCCCUAUCCUUCCACCCGAUGUGGAUGGGCAGGUCUGA
This is a messenger RNA of Amphimedon queenslandica, 1053 nucleotides long. Its product is annotated as GTPase Obg-like. Bases 1 to 1053 code for a protein of 350 amino acids. Gene Ontology annotation, molecular function: GTPase activity; GTP binding. The record is from RefSeq and is a predicted model, not a curated record. The transcript is spliced from 4 exons. NCBI's taxonomy places the organism in Eukaryota, Metazoa, Porifera, Demospongiae, Haplosclerida, Niphatidae. Gene Ontology annotation, cellular component: mitochondrion.